AUGGCGAACAACGUCUUUGCAGUGACCGUCUUCUUCAUCUGCUUCCGAGAAUGUCUCGAAAGCAGCAUCAUCGUCUCCGUGCUCCUGGCCUUCCUCACCCAGACCCUGGGUGCUGAAGGAGACAAAGCCGCCCUUAAACGUCUACGCAUACAGGUCUGGUGGGGUGUACUGCUCGGUCUCUUCCUGUGUCUGUGCAUCGGUGCUGGCAUGAUUGGUGCCUUCUACGGCCUCGAGAAAGACACCUUCACCAACACGGAGGACAUCUGGGAAGGUGUCUUUGGACUCAUUGCGGCAAUCAUCAUCUCCAUCAUGGGCGCUGGCUUGCUGCGUGUCAACAAGAUGCGCGAGAAGUGGCGAGUCAAGCUCUCCAGGGCACUGGAGAAGAAGGAGAGAAGCGCGACCUUUAUGGGAAGGCUCAAGCACUGGAGCGAGAAGUAUGUCAUGUUCAUCCUGCCGUUCAUCACUGUGCUCCGUGAGGGUCUGGAAGCUGUGGUGUAUAUUGGCGGCGUUGGGCUUGGACUGCCGGCGAGUUCGUUUCCUCUGGCCAUCUUCUGCGGUCUGCUCGCUGGAUGUGCGGUCGGUUAUGCCUUGUACAAGGGUGGAAGCUCGGCUCAGCUGCAAUACUUCCUGAUCAUCUCCACCUGCUUCCUCUACCUCGUCGCGGCCGGUCUGUUCUCCCGAGCUGUGGGCUACUUUGAGGCCAACACCUGGAACCACAUCAUCGGAGGAGAUGCGUCCGAGACCGGUUCCGGCCCUGGAUCGUACGAUAUCCGACAGAGCGUGUGGCACGUCAACUGCUGCAACCCCGAGCUGAACGGUGGUGGCGGAUGGGGUAUCUUCAAUGCCUUGUUCGGAUGGACCAACUCGGCCACCUACGGCUCGGUCAUCUCAUACAAUCUGUACUGGAUUGUCAUCAUUCUGAGCUACCUGGCAAUGCGGUUCCAGGAGCGGAAUGGAUAUAUCCCCGUGCUGACCAAGGUCGGAAAGGCGCUGAAGCUGGACAAGUUGAAGAAGAAGGAAGACCGAGGUGCCGGUGGUAUGGAGACGGUCGAGACCAGGAAGGAGGUCAAUGAUGCGCCGGUUCAGGUCAUUACCAGGACGUUGAGUGAGGCGUAG
Aspergillus mulundensis is the source of this 1116-nucleotide messenger RNA. RefSeq names its product FTR1 family protein. Gene Ontology annotation, cellular component: plasma membrane; high-affinity iron permease complex. Gene Ontology annotation, biological process: iron ion transmembrane transport. The transcript has 4 exons. Bases 1 to 1116 code for a protein of 371 amino acids. Lineage: Eukaryota; Fungi; Ascomycota; Eurotiomycetes; Eurotiales; Aspergillaceae. Gene Ontology annotation, molecular function: ferrous iron transmembrane transporter activity. The record is from RefSeq and is a predicted model, not a curated record.